Molecule: messenger RNA, 336 nt
Organism: Phanerochaete carnosa HHB-10118-sp
Lineage: Eukaryota; Fungi; Basidiomycota; Agaricomycetes; Polyporales; Phanerochaetaceae
Exons: 2
Source: RefSeq, a predicted model, not a curated record
AGUUGGCGUCGUCUUGUGGCACCCGAAGGGAAACUGUACUUCUACUGUCCAGAACUAAUGCUUUAUACGAACACAUAUAUUCCCGACGCACUGGCUGCUUUGGGCGAACUGGAGGGAAAGGCGAAAUCAUUGAGGAAGUCACUACCAGAAGAACGGCAGAAUACGUCAGAGCUUGUCCUAGAGUUGCUCCCUGACAAUGUGUGGGGCUACUAUUUUGCGGAUACAGCGGCGAGGAUGGUUUUCUGGAAUCACGCUAUAGAUCUUGCCGAUAUCAUUCAGUCGAAUCCGCGAUUUGUUGUGUCGGACAACCAUCUGGGUAUGUCUUUUCAAUUCUCU